AUGACAAGACUUCUUCUAGUCAAAUCAGAUGUUUAUGAAUUAGGAGAAAUUAUUGGACAAGGUGCUUAUGGAUGUGUGCUUAAAAGUCGAAAUGUGACUACCAAUGAAACUGUUGCUAUUAAAAAGAUGAGUAUAUUACGUACUCGUGAUGGUUUACCGGCAUCUGUAAUUCGUGAAGCUGCUUUAUUGAAACGUGUUGGUAAAGUUGAUAGUGAAAAUUUAAUUAAACUAAAAGAAGUAUUUAGUGAACAAGCAAGUGUUGAUCGACAGAAUAUUUAUUUUAUUUUUGAAUAUAUUGAACGUGAUCUUGAGCGAUAUCUCAAAAUGUAUAGUCCUUUAGAUAUUAAUCAAAUUCGAAAUUUUACUCAACAAUUAUUAACAGCUGUAUCGGUUCUUCAUAAUCAUUCUAUUUUUCAUCGAGAUAUUAAACCUCAAAAUAUUCUUGUUACUAAUAACGGCAUAUUAAAAUUGGCUGAUUUUGGUCUUGCUCGUGAAUAUCAUGAACAUAAAGUGUUUACCACUGUGGUUGUAACUAUGUGGUAUCGAGCACCAGAAAUUCUUUUGUCAUCGCCAUAUUGUACAUCAGCUGAUAUGUGGAGUGUUGGAUGUAUUCUUGGUGAAAUGGCACUUGGUCGACCAUUGUUUGCUGCUAAAUCAGAGAGUCGUCAAUUACGUCGUAUCAUACUUUUGAUGGGUUUACCAAAUGAAGAUGAAUGGCCACAAGAUUCUCCGAUUAGGAGAGAAGCUUUUGGAAAUUAUUCUCAAUCGAUUAUAACACUCGAGCGACUUAUUCGUUUUCAAGAUAGUUGUGCUUUUGAAUUACUUCGCUCAUUACUAUCAUUUAAACAAAGCCUUCGUCCAACAGCUAUUCGAGCUCUUGAACAUAAUUUUUUUCGUCGAACUGAUCAUACUUCAUGUACAGUAACUUGGUCUUCAACUGAUAUAGCCGAAGCAACAGCUGCUGUACCCAAUCUAGAUGCAUAUACAGAUGGCGAUUUUAGGUUUAAUAGUGAUGAUGAUCAAAAAAUAGAAAAUAUUCGUUCAAAACACAAUUCUAUAGAUGCUGGUUAUUAUUAUCAAUCGUGGUCAUCUCCCGAUGAUGGUCAACAUAUGUUGACAAUAGAUAGUCAUGUAAGCAGUGUUGCGGGUGAUGUACCUCAAUCACCUAUUGAUAUCGUUUCCUGGUGGUCGGACAGUCCAUAA
Molecule: messenger RNA, 1203 nt
Organism: Rotaria sp. Silwood2
Lineage: Eukaryota; Metazoa; Rotifera; Eurotatoria; Philodinida; Philodinidae
Source: the annotation of a GenBank genome assembly